This is a messenger RNA of Alligator mississippiensis (American alligator), 2920 nucleotides long. RefSeq names its product macrophage erythroblast attacher, E3 ubiquitin ligase (gene MAEA). Gene Ontology annotation, cellular component: cytoplasm; GID complex; nucleus. Gene Ontology annotation, molecular function: ubiquitin protein ligase activity; protein binding. NCBI's taxonomy places the organism in Eukaryota, Metazoa, Chordata, Crocodylia, Alligatoridae. The coding region runs from base 292 to 1452 and encodes 386 amino acids. Gene Ontology annotation, biological process: proteasome-mediated ubiquitin-dependent protein catabolic process. The record is from RefSeq and is a predicted model, not a curated record. The transcript is spliced from 11 exons.
GCGGCGGGUGCCCAAUCCAAGAUGGCGGUGCAGGAAUCAGCUGCUCAGCUCUCAAUGACUUUGAAGGUGCAGGAGUAUCCCACUCUCAAGAGAAUGGUCUGAACACUGUUUUGUAUAAGAAGCCCAUCAUAUAUACAUUACAAUAUGCAGCUGUAUUAGGUCUUGAUUACCCUAGGAAAUAUCAUCUACUUGGUAUUGGAACAGGAAACGUCCAAGGUACCAUACGAAACGCUGAAUAAACGAUUUCGAGCUGCACAGAAAAACAUUGAUCGAGAGACUAGCCACGUUACUAUGGUUGUUGCAGAGCUGGAGAAGACAUUGAGCAGUUGUCCUGCUGUGGAUUCAGUUGUUAGUCUCCUUGAUGGAGUAGUUGAAAAGCUCAGUGUUCUGAAAAGAAAGGCUGUUGAAUCAAUCCAGGCUGAAGAUGAGAGUGCAAAGCUUUGUAAACGCAGGAUUGAGCACCUUAAAGAACAUAGCAGUGACCAACCAGCCGCUGCAAACAUGUGGAAGAAAAAACGUAUGGAUCGCAUGAUGGUGGAACAUCUCUUGCGCUGUGGCUACUAUAAUACAGCUGUAAAACUAGCCAGGCAGAGUGGCAUUGAGGAUCUGGUAAAUAUUGAGAUGUUCCUGACUGCUAAAGAAGUAGAAGAAUCUUUGGAAAGACAGGAAACUAUGACUUGCUUGGCUUGGUGUCAUGAUAACAAAUCCAGGCUCAGGAAAAUGAAGGGGCUCCAAAAUGAGAGUGAACCGAAGAUGGGAUGCAAAACUAAAUCGGCCAGUGAUUACUCUAAAGAAAAUGAUGAUGUUGUUAUGGAAACCAUUAAAGGAAAACCAGAAUUGAGCUGUCUGGAGUUCAGCCUAAGGAUUCAGGAGUUCAUUGAACUCAUUCGACAGAACAAGAGACUGGAUGCUGUGAGACAUGCAAGAAAGCAUUUCAGUCAGGCUGAAGGAAGUCAGUUGGAUGAGGUCCGACAAGUGAUGGGAAUGUUGGCCUUUCCUUCAGACACUCAUAUUUCCCCUUAUAAGGAUCUUUUGGACCCAGCACGAUGGAGAAUGCUGAUUCAGCAAUUUAGAUACGAUAACUACAGACUACAUCAGCUGGGAAACAAUUCUGUUUUUACUAUAACCCUCCAGGCAGGCCUUUCAGCUAUAAAAACACCACAGUGUUAUAAAGAGGAUGGCAGUUCAAAAAAUCCAGACUGCCCUGUGUGUAGCAAAUCCCUGAACAAGCUGGCUCAGCCUCUGCCUAUGGCACAUUGUGCCAACUCCCGACUAGUCUGCAAGAUUUCGGGGGAUGUAAUGAACGAAAAUAAUCCUCCCAUGAUGUUACCAAAUGGAUAUGUGUAUGGAUACAAUUCUCUGCUUUCUAUUCGUCAAGAUGACAAAGUAAUUUGCCCAAGAACCAAAGAAGUCUUCAAUUUCUCACAAGCUGAGAAAGUCUACAUUAUGUAGGUCCAUAACACAUGUGAUGAAGUGCCGCUGGAAUUUUGACACAGUAUAUACUGGCAUACCCUGUCAAGGGGGGCCUUAAGGUGUGGCAAAGAAGCAAAAUCUGCCACUUUGGGGAUCAGACCUGUCGGUGGCAUUAUUGUUUCUUGCGACCAAAGAUCAAUGAGCAACAAUACACACUCUUAAAAAGAGAGGAAUUAUGACUUAAGUUUGUACUUGAAAAAGAAACAACACAUUUUGAUUGUUAGGGUUUUGUAACAUAAGGUCAAAAUUGGACUCUGCUCAAAAGUACUUUCAUCUUUUAAAGGAUAAUUUUCUUUAAAGAUGGACAUUUGCACUGGGGGAAAUGUUACAAUAAAUUUGAAAUUAAAUCCAUUUUCCUUCCCUCUGUUUUUCACAAUUGUCCAAGGCCCUCUUAUUAUCAAAAAUUUCAGUUAAUACAAGUGUGUUCUCUUCUAAGAUCCUCUUUUUUCCUUCUUUUUUUGAUCCUCUUGUGAAGUAAAAAUUCUGAAUAUAGGUCAUUGUAACUUAUUUCUGUGGGAGGAUACAGAUGUUAUUGACACAAGACUGGCUUCACUUGAGGAUCAACUUGGGAACUGGUUUGAAGGAGAAUGAAGUCCUUUUUUUAUUUUUAUUUUUUCCCCAAACCCAAAUAUUUUAAGGAAGUUGCAUAAAUAUCAAGAGGAAUCGGGAACAUUUCAGGCAAAAUACACUGCUUGUUUGAAUGUUCUUUUUCCAGUUUACCAUAGUGUUAAAGUCCUUCUAAAAUUAUUAGUUAUGUGCAUAGGGUUCAAUAUCAAAUCAUUAGUGCUACUGCCUUAUUUCUUGCUUUGAGAAUGUACUCACAUGAAAAUCAACUGGUAUCCUUAAGUGUCGGGCGAAAUUUCUGAAGAUGCCUUGCAGGAUGAUUACAUAAUUUAGGGUCUAAAUAGAAUUCAUUACUGAAACUAAUAGUUCAGUUUUAAUGACUACAAAACACAUCUUUAUGAAUUUUCAGAAGAAUAAACCAUUGUAGUUUAAACAAAACCGUAUUGUAGAGGUUUGUAUUUAGCGCUUAUUUUUGCAUGUUGAUGUUGAUUAGCUAAUAAAAGAUUGUAAAUGUACAACCUGUUAAUAAAAAUUGUUUUCCAUUUCUUGAUUAUACAGAAUUAGAAAGCUGAUUUGUAUUUCUAAUGCAAACAAAUUGUUUCCCAUUUUAUAAGGACAUCUCAAAUUGGGAGUUCCCCAUCUUUUAAAAAUCAUCUUGUAUAACAUUUCAAAGAGUGUCUUUGUUCCUAAUUGUCAUUCUUCAAACUUCUGAAACUGAGCAGCCUGAUCACAUCAACUAUCAUUAGGUGAAAAUUGAAUGCUGUGUAUAUAGUGAUGAAACUUCUACAAUCUUCAGCCUUAUCCAAACACUGUCCACCAGUUCCUAGGAGAGGAUUGUCUGAUAUUUUGGUGGUCUUCUAUUAAAAUGAUUCUGUUGGAGACA